UCAUACAUUCUUUAACAGUACAAAUUUUACUAAUGUACUAAGACAGAAAUAAUUAUGCAAAUCUGCACGGAAAGGCAGGUUAGUAAUUAUUUACAUAUGUAUUUACAUAGAAUGUUUUAAUACAAACAAAUCUGUAAUAGGUAAAAUGUAAUUUAAAAAAGUAGAAGUUGUAUAUUUAAUUCGGGAAUUUCAUGCUUCCUGUUUGCUGGAAUAUUGCAUCAAUUUGUGGAGACAAGGCUUUAAUAAUGUCGCUCACAACCGCAACAACGAACGAUUGGUGGCUUCAACUCAGAUCAUUUCUCUGCUUGAGACGAAUUCCCCCAGAAGAAGAUAACACAAAAGGAGAAGAUUCUGAUCCAGAAGUGGACCAAUCUUACGAGACAAAUAAACACGUCACAAAGGAUAACUUAAAACAUGCCAAAAAACCAAAUUUGGGCGAAAUUUUCGUCCACAGGACGAGAAAAGUUUCUAGAAAGGAAAACAUAUCCACGGCACUAAAUUCAUUGCAAGCCUCGCUCCACAACCUUCCCGUGAAAGAUGAGAAAACCCCGAAGAAGGUUGACUUCACUUUGCCCCAAGAUCCUGUUAAUGGCGGGACGACAACCUCUUCCUUCUGGUUGACCAGUGCUAAGAAGGACUUCGAAUUAAAAUAUUCCUCUUCACCUUCAAAUUCAUCCCGGGCAAAAUUAAGCGAUUUCAACCCCCUCCAAACCAUCGGAACAGGAUCCUUCAGUCACGUUCGACUCGUCCAAUAUCGCCCCACUGGAAAAUUCCACGCUAUGAAAAUCCUCUCCAAGAAACUUCUCAUCUCUACGAAACAAGUGGACAACACCCUCUGCGAGAAAAAGGUCCUUCAAAGUGCCUCAUUUCCCUUCAUCGUCACGCUAAAAUAUGCCUUCAAGGAUAACUCGAACAUCUACCUCGUCCUCGAUUUCGUCCCGGGCGGCGAGCUGUUGACCCAUGUAAAAAAGUCGCGCCAAGGUUUCUUUCCGGAACCCCAGGCGGCCUUUUAUGCCUCUCAAGUCGUCCUCGUUUUUGAAUAUUUGCACCAUCUCGGCUUCAUUUAUAGGGAUUUGAAACCAGAAAACGUACUCCUGGAUGGGCGCGGAUAUGUCAAGGUGACGGAUUUCAGCUUCGUGAAGCGCGUUCCGGGCAGAACGUACACGUUGUGCGGGACGCCAGACUAUUUAGCGCCGGAAAUGGUGUUAUCGAAGGGGUACAAUGCCGCCGUGGAUUGGUGGGCGGUGGGGGUCCUUAUAUUUGAAAUGUGCGCGGGAUAUCCCCCCUUCUUUGGGAAUAGUCAGAUGGCCAUUUAUGAAAAGAUUGUGGAUGGGAGGGUGCGGUUUCCGCGGCAUUUUUCAAACAAAGUGAAGAGUAUUGUGGGAGGGUUGUGUGAAGCGGAUGUUACGAAAAGGUUGGGAAAUAUGAAGUCGGGCGUGGCCCAGAUUAAGGAGCAUGGCUGGUUUGAAGGGAUGGACUGGGUGGGAAUAUUUGAGAAGAGGGUGAGACCCCCGUUAAUUCCGGAGUAUCGGGGGAGAAGUGAUACAUCGAAUUUUGAGGGGUAUGACGAGAUUGAGUUGAAGAUUGAGAAGGUUAAUCAGUAUGAGAAAGAGUUUGCGAAUUUUUGAAAAUUGGUUUUGACAAGAUAUUCAUAAAAUAUUUGAAAAUAUAGAUUGUGAAUGGGUUGCCAAAGCAAGAAAUAAAUAUACAGUUGUCUAAACUAACAAUUCACAUGUUAGACAUGUUUCUCUCGGAUCUUCUUGAUACCAGCACUAAAUAUGAGUUUUUGCCAACUUAAAAACUUCGCCAUUUCGCGAAUUCUGCAGAAGUGCUCAAGUGUCACACCAACUGUUCUUUGUGUUUAGUUCCUUGAUAUUUUAGUGAUAUGAAGAAGAUCUGUCAGAAAAAUGCCUGACAUGUGCAUCGUGAGCCAGCUGUAACCUUUUUGGCUUAUCAUAGAUAUUAGAAUGAGUAGUUCAAAUUUCUGAAAUUGGUGAUUUAUUUUCAAUUAUAUAUGUAUGUAGGUCGAAUUCAGUAUGUGCAUAUGUAUACAUUUUGAUCCUUUGAACUACUCUGAAUAAAUUUCAAUUGAAGUACACCAAAAUCAUUACAAAUUACAAAAAGAGC
This is a messenger RNA of Folsomia candida, 2127 nucleotides long. RefSeq names its product cAMP-dependent protein kinase catalytic subunit 1. NCBI's taxonomy places the organism in Eukaryota, Metazoa, Arthropoda, Collembola, Entomobryomorpha, Isotomidae. The transcript has 2 exons. Gene Ontology annotation, biological process: peptidyl-serine phosphorylation. The record is from RefSeq and is a predicted model, not a curated record. Gene Ontology annotation, cellular component: nucleus; cAMP-dependent protein kinase complex. Gene Ontology annotation, molecular function: cAMP-dependent protein kinase activity; ATP binding. Bases 192 to 1628 code for a protein of 478 amino acids.